Molecule: messenger RNA, 1749 nt
Organism: Ectocarpus siliculosus
Lineage: Eukaryota; Phaeophyceae; Ectocarpales; Ectocarpaceae
Source: the annotation of a GenBank genome assembly
AUGACCAUGGGUUACAGCUCCAGUUAUCUCCCGCCCUUCGACAAUGCGACUGGAUACCUCGAGUACGUGGAAAACCAGCUUCCCGAGCUAAACCACUUUUUUACCGUGUCUAGUGACACCGCCAUCGUCGCGAAGGACCGCGUUUUAACGAAAUUCAGGACGUUGAAGAGUAAAGCCAAGGAGGCGGUCACGGCCUCAAAGCGGCAGGUACACGACGCUAUGCUUGGCCCAGAACUGAACGAAUUGACGGCGGACGAGGAGGAGGACGUCCACCGCAGGCUGACGGACGCCCAUACAAGGGCUGAAUCCCACUUCGAGAGGUGCGAUGCUGACUUGAAACGCAUCAUGGGCUAUCAUGUGAAUGAGGCGAGAGAAGAAGCACAGCGGAAAGCGGCCGCCGCUGCCGAGGAGGCCAGGUCCCGUGACGAGCAACGAAAAAACGGGAGCACCAGUAACGUGGACGGAGGCGAGGACAGCGCGAGCAAGGAAACGAAGCCCGCGAACGGACAAGAGUCGGAAGGAAAACAAGACCAGGGAAGGGGAGGGAAGAAAAAGGGCGGGGACGGAGGAAAGACUGGAGGUAAAGGGGAUGCCAAGGCGGGUGUCGAUUCCGCGAACGGGAAGGAGGCAGAGGGUCCGCAGGGCGAGGGAAGGGGAGGGAUGAAAAAGGGUGGGGACGGAGGAAAGAGUGGUGGCAAAGAGGAUAAGAAGGCGCGCGUCGAUCCCGCGAACGGGCGCAAGGCGGAGGGAAAGCAGGGCAAGGGAAGGGGAGGGAAGAAAAAGGGUGGGGACGGAGGAAAGAGUGGUGGCAAAGGGGAUGGCACGGCGGGUGUCAAUUCCGCGAACGGGCAGGAGGCGGAGGGAAAGCAGGGCAACGGGUUUGACGGCAGCACCGCCCCCAAGGGGUGCUUGGACUUCGUACUCGGCAAUCGCCUUCACAAUGGUCGUUGGAAUGUGAAGCAGCCAGGGUACGGAACUGUGAUGAAGGUUAACAUGGGUGUCGACCAAAAAGAAGUUGAGUCGCACGACGUGCUAAUGGACGACGCCGAGAGCAUCGUUACGAUGGUGGCGCGGUAUGUGGAGGUAGACGUCAAGUAUGCCCGAACGCAUGUUGCAUCGGGGAAAGGGUCACCUGCAGGAGAGAGAAGGAGAUCCGACAAUGAAUUGGUCUCACCUGAGAACAGUUCGAAGGAGGAGGAAGAUACCCAGAUACCCGUGGCAACAAACAAUGGCGGUACGUGUACAGGAGAGGGUGUCGACAGGAGUAGAAAAAAUGGACAAGACGACAAGCUAUGCGGGACAAGGGGGAUGGUAUCCGUGAAGAAAGAAGGGGGUCAGAGUCGCAAAAACGGAGAUAAAGGCAAAAAGAAGGGAAAUAGUGAUGAUGAGGAAAGCGACAGCAGCACAGAUGUCGAGAUGGGAUCGGACAAGAAGGGUGGGCAGCGAUCCAAAGCCGGAGUCGGAGGGCGAUACAAGGACACGGGUGAUGAUGAGGAAAGCGACAGCAGUACAGACGCGGAGAUUCAAUCGGAUAAUAAGGGUAGGCAGGGUUCUAAAGCCGGAGCCGGAGGGCGAUCCAGGGGAAAGAGUGAUGAUGAGGGAAGCGACAGCGGUUCAGAUGGGGGCAAUGACUCCGGGAGGGAGUACAGCGAAGGAAGUGGGGAUGGUUCGGACAGUGACAACAGUGACGCCUCGCAGGAGAUGAGAGAAAGGCGGGCAAAACAACGGAAGCGCAACAGACGGCGAUGA